AGAUGAACUACGAGCCGCUGGUAUCCUCAGUAAAAACGUACCCACACCAGAGCUGUAAUGCAGAUUUGCAAAGACAGGGAGACUUGUAAUGCGCAUCCCCAUGAGAGCCAUUUCCAAUCGUGUUUUGGAAUUUGUAAUGCUGUAAACAGGAUUAGCAGUUGGAUUUCUGAUGCAGCUGGCCUUGCGAACCUGCACUACGCUACGGACUGCAGCUUGUGAUGCGUGACUCACAAAACUCCUAGGCUUGUGUUGCAAAAUCCCCAUCCUGACUCUGGUGUGGGUACGUUUUUACUCAGGAUAGCUGGUGGCGGCGCAGUCGGUCACCAACGAGCAGAAGCGGGACAAGGAGAAGGAGAUGAAGCGGCUCUACGGCGGCGCCGUGUACGCGAAAAUGAAAAAGCAGCAGGACCGGGAGGAGAAGGAGAACGCGCUGCCCUUCUUUCAGUCCUACGUGGACGUUUCCAAGUCGUUUGUGGUGGAGUUCCACGGCAACCGACUGCAGCCCGUGAUCGACUGGAGCUACAACGUGAUCUCGAAUAGGUUGCUGUCCGGGGAAAAGUCCUCCGUGUUCCUCGGGCUGAUCAUCGGGUAUGUGCGGUCGCCGGUCUAUCGAGAGUUGUUCUCAAGCAAGGUGGGCAGGAGGUGGCUGAUCUCGUUUUUCGUGCGAUAUCGGACCUUCGCCGAUUGGGACUCAGUGAACAUCAACGGGCAGUCGGUGCUCUCACUGGCAAACGAUCCGAAAAUGGACAAGGAAUUCAGGUUGCUCAUAAAUUCCAUCCAACAAAAGUGCAUCGCCAUGGUGGAAGCCAGGCAGAAAUAAUAAAAUCUUGGGAGGUCGUAGACAACCCACUUAGACUUACAAAGUAUAGAUACCACCACGCGGGCGAGUUUCUAGUAUCUUGAGUUAUGAUUCAGUACUUGAAAAGGUGGCAAAAUUUAGGAGUGCUAGUAGGAUUUUUAGCCCAUCAACAUAUUAGUUUUUUCGGGAUUCACCAUACUCUUUUUGCCGCUACCAGUUUAGAUAGCAUACAUACAUUAGUUGAGCAUGAUUCUCCUUUCAAUGCAACUAGCAUUUGAUUUCUUCCCCGCAGCAUCUGCGUAACCCGCAAAAGCACUGUUCUUUCGUGUAUCCCAAACCGAAACCUGGCACCCUGUGCAACAUGAAGUCACUAAUUUUCAUUCAC
Messenger RNA from Amoebophrya sp. A120, 1184 nucleotides. NCBI's taxonomy places the organism in Eukaryota, Dinophyceae, Syndiniales, Amoebophryaceae. The record is from the annotation of a GenBank genome assembly.